CGAAGAGGAAGAGACGAGCUCUGAACUGCUGUUUCAAAACCAAAGAUUUGCAGCGUUUUUGAAGCAUCAGUUUUUUAAAACGAUCACAAUUUACAAGUACAUCCAUGCAUUCAGAGCAGCAGGGAGAGCUGAAGUCUGUAAAGACAGAGUUUACUGAAGAUUACAGCGAGAACAUGAGUGAUCCAGAACCCUGCAGAGUGAAGCAAGAAGAUAAUGAAGAACCAAGAGACCUGAUAAAAGAUAAUGAGGAGAGUGAAGAAUUAAAUGAAGUGGAGGAGAAACAUCAUGUCAAAACUGAAGAAAAAUCUUCAAGUUGCUCACAGACUGAAAGAAAAUUUGUACUGAGAAGAAGAGCCAAGAAAAAUUUUAUUUGCCCUCAGUGUGGAAAAAGAUUCCCAAACAAACAAAAUCUUAAACGUCACACGAGAGUUCAUAGUGGCGAGAGGCCGUUCACAUGUGAUCAGUGUGGGAGUACUUUUACUGCAGCUCACGUAUUGAAGCAGCACCAGAGGAUCCACACUGGAGAGAAACCUUACAAGUGUUCACACUGUGAAAAGAGAUUCAGUCGGUCAUCACAUCUGAAAAGACAUGAGGCGAUACACAGCAGAGAGAAGCCGCACACGUGUGAUCAGUGUGGAAAUAAUUUUGCACAAGCAAACUGUCUUAAACUAUAUCUGUGCUCUCACUCUAGAGAAAGACCAUUUAAGUGUGAUCAGUGCGGUAAAACAUUUUAUAGAGCAGAACACCUGAAGAUCCACAUGAAAGUCCAUUCAAAGGAGAAGCCUCACAUGUGUUCUCUGUGUGGAAAGAGUUUUUCACACCUGGAUUAUUUUAAAAUGCACCAGAAAAGACACAGUGUUGUGAAGGAUUAUAUGUGUUUUGAUUGUGGGAAGACCUUUAUUACAUCUUCCAUAUUGAAACAGCACCAGAGGAUCCACACUGGAGAAAAACCUUACAAGUGUUCACGCUGUAACAAGAGAUUCACUUUGUCCGGACAUCUGAAAUCACACGAGAAGAUCCACACUGGAGAGAAGCCGCACACGUGUGAUCAAUGUGGGAAAAGUUUUCAAGAAAAAGGAACACUUAAGACACACAUGAAAAUCCACACUGGAGAGAAACUGCACACAUGUGAUCAGUGCGGGAAGAGCUUCACAUAUGCAAACACUCUUAAAUUACAUCUGCGUUCUCACUCUGGAGAGAGACCGUUUAACUGUGAUCAGUGCGGUAAAUCAUUCAUUUCAUCAUCAACCCUAAAGAUCCACCUGAGUGUCCAUACGAAGGAGAAGCCUCACAUGUGCUCUUUGUGUGGAAAGAGUUUUGCUCAGAUGAGUGCUUUAAAAGUACACCAGAAAAGUCACAGCGGUGUGAAGGAUCAGAUGUGCUUUGAUUGUGGGAUGACCUUUACUACAUCUUCCGGAUUGAAACGGCACCAAAGAAUUCACACUGGAGAGAAACCUUACAAGUGUUCGUACUGUGACAAGAGCUUCAAUCGGUCAGGAACUCUGAAAAGACAUGAGAUGAUCCACACUGGAGAAAAACCUUACAAGUGUUCACACUGUGACAAGAGAUUCAGUCUGUCAGAAUAUCUGAAAAAACAUGAGCGGACUCACGCUGGAGAAGAAACUUACAAGUGUUCACACUGUGACAAGAGAUUCAGGCGAUCAGGAAAUCUAAGAAGACACGAGAGGACUCACGCUGGAGAAGAGUCGCAAACGUGAUCAGUGUGGGAAGAGGUUUUGUCAUUCAGCUUCUCUACUGCGACACACUAAAAACAGAUGUGGUGUAGUGUUGGCGAACAUUGAGACGCUGCCUAUGCUGCUGUGGUGAAAUAUUGCCAGAAACCAGUAUGACAUAUAAAGGACUGUUUUCAAGGUGAUGGCACUGUGUGCAGCAAAGGCGUUUCAGGGUUAUCCUUAAAGGGUUAGUUCACCCAAAAAUAAAAAUAAUGUCAUUUAUUACUCACCCUCAUGUAGUUCUAUACCUGUAAGACUUUUGUUGUUCUUCAGAACGCAAACUAAGAUAUUUUGAUUAAAUCCACUAAUGCCAUCAAAUCUCAAGAUCCAUAAAGGUACUAAAAACAUAUUUAAAAUAGUCCAUGUGAGUUCAGUGGUUCUACCUUAAUAUUAUAAAGCAACAAAUACUUUUUGAGCACCAAAAAAACAAAAUAGUGACUUUUCAACAAUAUAGUGAUGGGCCGAUUUCAAAACACUGCUUCGGAGCUUUACGAAUCAAAUCAGUGAUUCGGUUCUCCUAUCAAAUGGCUAAACUGCUGAAAUCAGGUGACUUUUUUUAGUUCCGAAUCACUGAUUCGAUUCGUAAAGCUCCGAAGCAGUGUUUUGAAAUCGGCUCAUCACUAUAUUGUUGAAAAGUCGUUAUUUUAUCCCACGAUUUACCAUCCUAGGUGUAUAUGAUCUUCUUUCAGAUGAAUUAAAAAUAUCCUUGAGAAGAGGAGCUUGAGUUUGUUGCACAGCUCUGUUUGUUUGAACCACGAGAGGCGUCUAAGCUUACGAUACUCCUGUCCUACAUCUAUCAAGUCAUUUGGCGAAAGUCAGCUUGCACAGUAUUGCGCCAGAAGGUAGUAAUUUCAAUUUAUAAAGUUUUAUAUAUUGAUAUUUUUCUUGUCAGAAAUCCUUUAUUAACCCUCUGGAGCCGUAUGGAUUAUAUUUAUUAUGGAUGAAUCCAUUUAAAAAAAAAACAAAACUAGGAUGUCUUGAGGGUGAGUAAAUCGUGAGAUAAUUUUCAUUUUUGGGUGAACUAUCCCUUUAAUCUGUUCAUGCCUGUGGAGCUGUUUAGACUGUUCAGAGCACUUCUGAGGGGAAAGAAUAUAAAGACAUUACUGAAAAAACU
Ctenopharyngodon idella (grass carp) is the source of this 2847-nucleotide messenger RNA. RefSeq names its product zinc finger protein OZF-like. Gene Ontology annotation, biological process: regulation of immune system process; negative regulation of transcription by RNA polymerase II; regulation of cytokine production. The record is from RefSeq and is a predicted model, not a curated record. The transcript has 2 exons. NCBI's taxonomy places the organism in Eukaryota, Metazoa, Chordata, Actinopteri, Cypriniformes, Xenocyprididae. Bases 105 to 1718 code for a protein of 537 amino acids.